Branchiostoma floridae (Florida lancelet) is the source of this 4418-nucleotide messenger RNA. RefSeq names its product proteoglycan 4-like. The record is from RefSeq and is a predicted model, not a curated record. The transcript is spliced from 26 exons. The coding region runs from base 334 to 2661 and encodes 775 amino acids. Lineage: Eukaryota; Metazoa; Chordata; Leptocardii; Amphioxiformes; Branchiostomatidae.
AUCCGGAGGAAUUUUGCCCCAAACCCGCUGUUGUCUAGGAUGUGGCGUUAGCCGUGAGAGGGGGACUGUGACAACACAACGGGACUGGGUUGUCUUUGCUUUUUAACUUCACUGCAAGGGAUUACGUCAAGGAAUUCUACCGGACUGGCGCAGGGAUGACUUAGCAGUGGUCGGUGGGAGAGUGGUUGGAUGAAGUGUUUCACCGUCGUUCUUCGCACAGGAGAGUUCCCAGUCUCUACGACGUACGGAGAAGUUUUCAAACCAGCCUCCAUCGGAGUUUUUCCUAGGAUCGACAGUUUUAGUUCUCUAGUCUAGCUGACCGUGGCCGGCAGGAUGUCAGGUCAUAAGAUCAACCCCAGCUCCCCCACACCUCUGCACGGCAUCGAGAGGGAGGGGCACAUCGACGAGGCAGCUGCGCGGCGGAUUUCUGUGGCGCGGCUGUCCAUAAAUCCGGAUGUGGAGCAGAAACUGGAAGAAGUGAUGACGCGUGUCAGAAGGAAAAACUACGACAAGGAUGACAAGACUCGAUGGGGAUCCUUGAGAAAGCAGUUUCGGGAGCAUGGCUCUACUGGAUUCAGCCCCAAACUCACAGAGGAAAACUCAUUUGAGCUGGAACAUGCGAAUAAUGAUAAGUACCAGUACCACCCUGGCUGGAAACCCAGGCAAACGUCGCCCAACCAUGACGCAGAUUCUGGGUACAACGAAGAGCGAGCGAGUCCACGGUAUCACACACCUGACGCACAGCCUGUCCCUAAACCUGCCACUCCUGUGAAAAAAAGUGAGCCGCCAGUUGUCAAGGCGACCCUUGAGCAGCUCCGACGGGGCUCACUUUUCAGGGGGGAAAAGCCGAUCACUGAAAAGCCACAUAAUGCCUGGCAGGGUUUGCUGGCAAGACAUCAGCAGGAGAGAGCAGGCAGGCCUGGCAAGCAUGUCACUAUCAAAACCGGCAAGGAUGACGGCCGGCUGAUCCGGUCACCACCAACAUCACGGCCUGCAUCCUCGGAAAGACGGAUAACUCCCGUGGAAGAAGUCGAGCCAACAGUCGGCAGCCCUACUGGACUGAUAAGCGCCAUGAAACCCACGGAUGGACGAAGGAGACCCACUCCUAAUAAGGAUAACAGGCCGCCUUCUUCAAAAGACCAACCAGUUCUACAUCAGCCCGCUAGAGAUCCAGGCCCACUGCCGUCUACAUCAGCGGCGUUUCUGGGCAGUCCACCCGAAUACGGGAAGGAAAAUGGUCCCACAUCAGCAAAACAGCUUGUACAACCGCAACCCAACAAACCUCCAGGUCCGAUUGUCUCAACCACUGACUCUAAAAAGAACGAUGCACCUGGAAAGGGCCAGGAGAAUAUGCCUCCCAAGGCAAAAUCGCCAGUUCCUCCAUCGGCACACUCAUCUGUUCCUCCGUCGGCAAAAUCGCCCGUUCCGCCCAAGAUAAAAUCGCCCGUACCUCCACACGCUCCGCAGCCGACCAAGGCUCCACAGCCGAUACCGUCUACAUCGGGAACCCAAAAUAUCCAUGCGCCAAAGUCUGGGCAGGACCGACUACCAUCUGCAUCAAAACCACCGCAGAUACGAACAACAAGCCCAACGACAAAGGCACCUACGAACGUGGCUCCACCCAAGAGAAAAGAGGAAUCUGUACCAGCUUCAGUCAAAACAGUGGACGAAACCAAAAAGGACGGUUCAUUCCAUGAUAUCCAGAGGGACCUAGCUCCUCCUAAAAAGGAACCCUCUGCCAGUAUCGCCAAGCAGUCACAGGCCGGUGGUAGCCAGAGGUUAACCCCAGAAACACCGGCCAAUUCAGCACAGAAAAAUGUCACGAAUCCCACGCCAGAAGUAACGCAAGCACAACAGAAAGAUGCUAGCGCUAAAGCAGCUCCUACAGGCCCAGUGAAGGCCAAAUCACCCAAACCAAAGCUGCAGCCGCCUCUACAGGAGAACGGUUCUGUGUCGAAAAAGAAACCAUCCUUCAGUGAGAAAAAGUACCAGACAACAGACGAACCGGUAAAGACUGCGGUAAUAGCAAAGGAAGUGAAACCACUGGAAAGGAAACUUGAGAGGAAGGACACAGCCCAAGUUCUCAAGGACAAAGACCUUAACAUGGAUACGGAAUUCCUGGACGACCGGAAUGGCAGUGGAAAGACGCUGAUCAAGGAUCGUCCAGCUAAGAAAAAAGGCGACUGGAUGGCGUCUAAGAAAACGCAAGGAACGUCGAAACGACACGGAAAAAAGAAGGCCGUCUCUAGAAAGGACGCCCACAUACAGGAGCUGAGUGGGACUGAGAAGGCCUGCUACACAUGUGCUGGCUACUGCAUGUGCUGCGCAUGUUGCUACCGACUGUUCAAGGAUGAUGACGACGAUGAGGUGUUCAGACGGAGGAAGUGCAUCACGGUGUUUCUGGCAAUCGCGCUGGCAAUCGUCCUGGUGGGGCUCAUCGUAGGGCUCUGCAUCGGGCUGGGUGGUUUAGGAGGCCCCGCCCCCACGUCCCCUCCUCGCUUCAUCCUGGUGCCCCAGAACCUGAACCCCAUCAUAAACGUGAACGGGAACCAGCCGGUGUCCGCCGGGACCCCGGCCGGGGGGACGGGCACGGCCGCCGGGACAGCCAACGACAGCGCCACGGCCACGGACGGGGCAACGCCUGGUGGCACAACAGGGUAGCGAUAACAACUGUUUCUUGGUAGUAUCUAAGUUCUCAUGCGCCAGAUUAUGUAUACUAAUGAAGAUUUGCGACGAGCACUUUUAAUACAACUUCACUCAGUGAGAUACAAUAGAGACAGGAACCAGGUUGUCUUGUGACCUUGAAGUCAAGGGUGAUGACCUAACUAAUAACAUAAUGUGUGGUGUCGUUAAGAUAUCAGUGCCUACUCAUUUAUCAUUUACCGACUUGGCAGCUUUAGCUGACUUGAGUGUUGUAGUACUUUGCUAAUAGCUAAAGUUUAUACAAUAAGAAGAGGAAUGUUUUGUUAUGCAUGGCAUCUGGCAACUAAAAUUUAUAUGAGAACUUUUAAUCCAAGGAGCAGUUUUUAUUCUACAAAACACUUGUAGUGAGCAUUCAUUGUUUGAGGGAGAUGCAACAAAAUACCAGGCAACUAAGUAUGAAUGUAUAUGAUAGUGAUUUGUUUUGUUUUUAUCAACUUGUGCACCUAGCACUGUGUAAAUGUCAGCUCGAAUCUACAAAAUACAACUUCGUGAAAGUUGUGGAUUGAUCUAAAUGUAUGUAAUCUAGUUAACAUACUUCCGUAAUGCUUUGAAAAAUGCAGGUUUCGGAAAACAAGACGAAUGGUGUGGAAGAUAUAUUUGCAGCAGCUUUUGGGGAAUGGAUUGUAUAUGUUAUAGCACAUAUUGUUCAGUUGGUUCAUAUUGUUCAGAAUUAAUAUUGAUAUUUGACGUCCGCUUCAAAAUACUCCAGAUACACGUCAAAUCUAUUUUGUUUCUGUUGAUAUAGACAACAAAGGAAUUCUACUGGAAGACAAGAUAUUCCUUUUUGCAUUACAAAUGGCCAGUGUAAUAUUCCUAACUGUGAAAUUAUCAUUUUGUUCAUUUCAAUAUCAAAAGAGUUAUCUAUUGACAAUUUCCUAUGGACUCGAGCUCAAUGUUCUGUUUUGAAUAGACGCUGUAUAUACAUUAUAUACGAGUUUAUAUUGCUUGUGUAUUGCAAUUAAGUCUCAAUUUAUUGCAUCAUGCGUUGCCGUUGGGCGUUUUUGUACAGUUUUGACCUGGUUUGAUGUACAAUACCAACUGUCCUUUAAUCUGGUUUAUUUCGAUCUGGAGUUGAAAUGGUUUGGUAUUUGUUUGGUUUGAACCUUUUAAAAGCAUGAUGUAUUCAAUUUGGUGUCUGUGGUGAAAUGGAUAGAAAGGUGUUUCACGUGCCUUAAGACAGAUAUGUAUAUUUCGCAUCCAAUAACUCUUUACAAGCUAAGCAUGGAUCUGUAAUGUGUACGAAAUUGAUUCGAAAUCACAUAUCUGAUGUACGUGCAGCUUUAUGUAUUUUACAACGCGCUAAAAGCAAGUUUUCCAACGACUGUCUGAAGUUGACCUGAUAUUGUUUAAAUGAUCCUUGUCAUGCGUCACAGAGCUUUGACAAAGUGUCAGUGUAGAAAAUCUCAGUCGUUGUUGCAGCUGUCUAAAAAGUACAGUGACACGUACCUAAAUAGCCUACGUUGCAGACCCCACCAAACCCAAUUACGGCAAUCAGAUCUCAGCAGCAAGCAAUUGAAAAUGAAAUGUCCGAUGGAGUCUUCAACGGAGGCUAUAGCUAAAGGGGUGGUUGUUUAUUUGACCUAAAAGUAGGACUUCUAAGCGACAACGUCUGAAAGCAAAAGAUGAAACUGGUGACCUUUAUAUUGGCAUAGGGAAAGCGAUGUAAUCAAAUCACUACCGCUUUGUGAAUAAACGAAGUAGUUCUUUCCACAAGA